Messenger RNA from Amphiprion ocellaris (clown anemonefish), 952 nucleotides. RefSeq names its product ceramide synthase 5 (gene cers5). Gene Ontology annotation, cellular component: membrane. Bases 152 to 937 code for a protein of 261 amino acids. The record is from RefSeq and is a predicted model, not a curated record. Lineage: Eukaryota; Metazoa; Chordata; Actinopteri; Pomacentridae. The transcript has 7 exons. Gene Ontology annotation, molecular function: sphingosine N-acyltransferase activity; DNA binding. Gene Ontology annotation, biological process: ceramide biosynthetic process.
CUUGACGCUGGUGCGGUAAAGUUGAGUGUGGCAAGUCAUCAUACAAGUGACACAGGGGCAGGAGAGACGCCCAACAAGUUCCACACAUCCUUUCUCUAGCUUCAGAAAGUCGUUUCUUCAAACCACCCGGGGGACCGGAAGGCGGUGAAACAUGGCUGCUCUCUCAGCCUGGUUCUGGAACGAGAGGUUCUGGUUGCCGCACAACGUAACCUGGGCGGAUCUGGCGGACCCAGCUCCCGGGGUGGAGUAUCCCAAAGCCGGACACUUGUUUACUGCCUUGCCCCUGGCUUUGGGGAUUUUCGCCGUCAGGAUAGUCUUCGAAAGAUUUAUUGCCAGCGCCUGUGCCCGAAGUCUCCACAUUCAGCAAGGUUUUGGAAGAAGAGCUCAGCCCAAUGCAGUGCUGGAGAAAGUGUUUACAUCCAUCACAAAGAAUCCAGACUCCCGCCAUCUGGAUGGCCUGUCCAAGCAGCUGGACUGGGAAGUGCGGAAGGUCCAGCGCUGGUUCAGACACCGCAGGAACCAAGAUAAACCCAGCACACACACCAAGUUCUGCGAGAGCAUGUGGAGAUUUACAUUUUAUUUGUACAUAUUUACCUAUGGGUUCCGGUUUCUGUGGCAGUCCCCUUGGUUGUGGGAUACACGGCAGUGCUGGUACGGUUAUCCCUAUCAGGUCAUGACUCCGGGUCUUUAUCACUACUACGUGACAGAACUGGCCUUCUACUGGUCACUUAUGUUCUCCCAGUUCACCGACAUAAAAAGGAAGGACUUCCUGAUUAUGUUCAUCCAUCACCUGGCUACAGUAGGCCUCAUCAGCUUUUCUUACGUCAACAACAUGGCGCGAGUGGGGAGCCUGGUGCUGUGUGUCCACGAUGCCUCAGACUUCCUGCUGGAGGUCAGUUUAGACAGAGUGGUGACAGGAAACAAUCAUGUUUUAUAGAGUGAUCGCACACUA